This is a messenger RNA of Magallana angulata, 4784 nucleotides long. RefSeq lists its product as uncharacterized. Lineage: Eukaryota; Metazoa; Mollusca; Bivalvia; Ostreida; Ostreidae. The record is from RefSeq and is a predicted model, not a curated record. Bases 4 to 4146 code for a protein of 1380 amino acids. The transcript is spliced from 5 exons. Gene Ontology annotation, biological process: actin cytoskeleton organization. Gene Ontology annotation, molecular function: actin filament binding.
ACAAUGCUUGUAAGCCAAAAGAAUAGAAGAAAAUCCUGUGUCAUUCAAUACUGCAAUCAGGCGUCGCGAUUAGCCCUGUGUUGGUCCGCCUUCCAGAAAGCUGUGCGAUGGGUGGUGUAUUACGUGUGUGCCAUUCAAUACCUCAAUCCGGUCUACCUCAUCCAGGAAAAACAAAAAAAGCUCUACCACUUUGAUCAGUUUGGAAAAAUUGUCAUUCAGCCCAAGCUAAGCGAAAGAAUAUUCAAUUUGUUUUCAUCAGACAAUGUCCGUAGAAGACGUAUACUAACCUGGGUACAACAAACUCUGCCCUCUCAUAAUGUAGAGGAUUUCAGUUUUAGCUGGAACGAUGGCAUUGUUUUGUGUGCUCUGCUUGAAGCAGUGCAUCCUGGGAUAUGCCCAAGCUUUGGGCACCUCAAACCACACAACAGGGUAAACAACUGCCGCCUGGGACUCAAACUCGCUCAGCAAUGUUAUGGUCUGCCUCUGGAUAUGAUUACGCCAGAGGAAAUGGCAAUUGCAAGCUUUUCGAUUGAACCAAAAUUACUCAGAUAUGUAUCAAUGAUAAAAUGGGCGGCUGAGAGUGGCCAAAUAAGAAGACGUGAUCAUGAUGAAAAGAAUGAGCAAGCAAGGAAAAUGACAUCUUUUUCAAUUAAAGGCUCGGGGAUAGUUAGUGGUAUAGUUGGAAGAAAAGCAAGAUUUAGUAUAUCUGUUGCUGAUGUCUUAGGAAUGUUUCAUCUUGGAGUCGACAUAAAAGGGCCUAAAAAUGAAGUAUACAGCGAGCAAAUUAUCAGUUUACAUCAAUCAAAGGAGAUAAUGAUUGGUGCAUAUCAGACCCAGCCUAAGCAAGGUCGGUUUGCUUCCAUAGAUAACCAUGUGAUGGAGUACAUGGAGGACGGUGUAGGCAAUACGUAUGUCCGUUGGAAAAACCUUAAACUUCUUGGGGACAGUUCCUCAAUUAGCGUCAUUCCCUUUAAUUGUCAGUGUACAGGAGAUGGGGCGUUCCUUAUGACAUAUUUACCCAUAUCGACAGGAAUUCAUACGAUUUCAAUAAAAUGGCAAAAUGCUCAUAUCGAAGGGUCGCCAUUUAAGGUUAAAGUGUACCAGCCAAGAGAUUUAACAAGACGAGCGAUCAGAGAUGCAAAAGACAAGCGUAUCAUUUUUGAUUCGCUUUCCCUGUCGUCUAUUGAUGAACGCCCCCAUGGUCUUUUGAAAAUUGAACACGAGAUAGACUUGAAUGGAAGGUCGAAAAACGAUUCGGAAAAGCCAACUGGUAGAUCGUCUAGAUCAUCACGAAUGAAGAAGCAAUUUACAGUAACCAAACGCCGGGUCAUUCGUAAAGUUAUAAGCCGACAUGGAGAGGAAAUCGUCAUUCAAGAAUCCCCUUCUCCGACCCUUUCACGCCAAAGUAGCAUGACAGACACAUCCACAGAGGAAGAACUUAGAAAAUCGUGCUCGCCUUCUCCGCCUCUUAACCGGAAAAAUAUCAUAAGGUCAACAAAAUCUGACAAGGAGCAAAUAAUUGGUGGCGAUGAUUCAAACAAUAUUCAAAAUAUCUUGGAGAAAAGAUCUGAAACUUCAGACAUUAGCGCUAAGUUUGACACGUUGAAUAUUAACGAUUACAAACAAGUUGAAGACAAAAAGAAUUUCAAAAGGAACAGAACAUCACCUCCACUAGCUGCGUCAAAUUUAACAUGCAGAUCUUUCUCCGAUUCAAUGCUGAAUUAUGAUGUCUCUGAUUGUAACAAUACUAAAUCAAUAAGACCAACAAAACAAUUAAAGACAAACUUUAUUCAGUCAAAAAAACUAAGCAGCAAAUUUCCAUCGCUGAAAGUGUUGCAGUCUGAUAGUUUGAGAAAAUCAUGUUGCUAUUUUUCAUCAGAUUUGUUACGUCAAAAUUCAUUCAGCAGUACAUCUUCUGCCAGCAGUAAUUCGAAUUCAUCGUUGGGGAAAGUAAAAAAGCCAUUCUCAUUAUCGCGGUCUUUUUCAGUAUUAAACAAUAACAAAUAUCCGUAUAACAAAACAUUGUCUCGACUUGAGAAAAUACGAAAGGACAAGCGCUAUGUAGUGGACAUACACAUUCAAAGCGAAAGGUCUACUACGUCAAUGGCGUCACCUUCUACGUCUAGCCUUAGUAGCUUGGCCUCUCCGUCGACCUAUUCUUUCCCUUUUGACGACUUGAAAAGAAACAAAGGAAUGUCCAUUAUUGACGAAACAGCCCAGUCUGAUGGUCAAAAAACGUGUGUCAAGGAAGGCAAUGACAAUAGUCAGGUUAAAGGGAAGCGAAGCUUGGACCACAAUAUAUCAAAACAGAGAGCGACCACUAUGUACUGGUUAAAUAACCAAACUACAGACCACUUCUCCGUCGACUCUACAGAUUAUGAUCCAAACUUUCUUGUCGAGCAAUUUAUUUUAGGACCAAGUAAUGAACAAAAUCUUAUUGAUUUCUCAAAAAAGGAGAGUGAUUCACAAAAUGAGAAUUUAAUCGAUAAUGAUUCAAGCGUUCGAAGGAACGGGAGUGUUUUGCCAAAGAAAACUGGUCUUCAGAGGCAGUUUAGCGAAAUGGAAGGGACACAGCAAACCCUCACGACGUCUAUGGGGGAUAAAUUGCAAUCGGUUAAGAAUAAUUUAACAACAUUUGAGAAUUAUAAAAUAACAAGUGAAGGGGGAUCCAAACCGUUAUCAAAGUCUAACCCUACCAAGUUUAAAUCAAUAGUUACAGUGACAAACAUUGUGCCGUCAAAAGUUCAUGUCAUAACACCUAAAGUUAAUGCCAAUAAGUCAACACAAGUAAAAGUUAAUGAUAUUCUUCAAGAAUCUAAUUUUUCAAGCUUACUUCUUGAUCUCAAUAUCAGAAAACGUAAACAGUACGUUGCUAUUCAUAGAAAAAUGUGUACCGUCGCAACAAAGAAUAAAGGCUGUUUCAAAAGAACUAGGGCUUUUUCAGACGGUGAAUUAUUUGACAAAUAUCCUAUUAACGCCAACAAUAAUGAGAUAUUACACAGUUCACGUCAGUCAACUCUUGAUAGUGGUAUAUCGGAAGAACACAGUAAAGGCGAUUCAAAGGGUUCUCAGACAUCAAACAACCGAAAUAUAUUACAACAAAAAAGACAAAAUAAAACAAGUCUAAGGAAAGAUCUUUAUUUGGAUCCUAUUGUGCAAAUCCGAAAGCACAAUAAAUACCCUCACAGUAUUGGAAAAAGGCAUCAGAAGAUAAGUGAAUUGUCAUUUGAUAAUCUCUCUAGUUCUUCGGAUACAGAAAUAUUCACAAAACGAAGUACACAGAAAAAGAAUAUACCAUGUAUGCCGCAGUAUAAACAACAAGAGAAUGUGCAUUCUAAAAUUAAGACUGUCUCCUCUAGCGAAAUCAAAAGCUCAUUAAAUGAUUUUACCAAAACAACUGAACCAAUCAGCAUUAAAGAUCAAAAGGUCUCAUCACUUAACUCAGAGAAAAGGUUGUCUACCGCAGAUAUGCCCGACAUUGGAAUUGGUGUAGAAAAUACCGAAAGGAUCAGUUUACUACAUGAUGUACAAAGUUUUAUGCAGCUGUCUCCGUUCAGUAAACGAGGUGCAGGCACAGAGACAGAAGUCAAACAAAAUGACCUCGAAACAAAACCCUUACCUUAUCAUCCAGAAAUUGUGUUUCACACAGCAAAAGCCGUAUUCUUAAAAGAAACGCCAACUUCUCACUAUAUAUCGGCGCUUUGUCAUUAUGUUGCACCUGCAAAAACCGAACAAAUGUUUACAAAUUCUUUGUCUAUUCAGCUUGAAAAUGAAAAUAUUGAAUCACGUGAUCCUGUUUGUUCAAAGUUCGACAAUGUCAGCAUUGAAAAACAUUCAACACUUCGGAAUACUGAUUUAGAAAGUGACGCAUCUUGUACAGCCGAAGGCUUGGGUCUUGCUGAAGGACAAGUUGGGGUAAAAAAUAAUUUUCAGAUAUGGUGUCAUUCCCAAGCGAAUGCGGCGGUAUCCGUUACUAUACAUGGUCCUCGACCUUUUUCUGUGCUGGAAUCCAGUGUAAUUUACACGGGAGACAGUUUGUAUGAGGUUACAUAUGACGUAGCAUAUCCUGGUUAUUACGUCAUUUGCAUUAAGUAUGGAGAAGAAGAAAUAGCAGAGAGUCCUUUUUUGGCCCGUGUCACCUACUAACAUUCUAACUGAACUUGUGUGGGAUCAUUCGAUGUCGGACCUUACCAUUUAUGCAUACCUGUAACCUUUUGAUGCGCGGGAUCGAUUGUUAAAAUAAUGUGUCAAACUAUACCUUUUAGUAUGUGGGAUCGUUCGAUUCGGACAUUGCCCGUUGAUGUAGGGGUCGUUCGAUGCCGAGCAUUAUUUUUUGAUAUGUGGGAUCCUUCGAUGUUGAACAGAACUUUUUUUUUUAUUUGUGGGAAUGUUUGAUGUCGAAAAUUGCCUUUUGAUUUGUGGGGUCGAUUGGUGUCGGACAUUACCUUUUGUUGUGCGGAACUGUCUAUUUUCGGACAUUACGCUUUAUAUGCAAGAAUGUUCGAUAUCGAACAUUACCGUUUGAUGUUCCGUUGUUUUACUUGCAUAAAAUUUUAACACAUGUCUUUAAACGUUUUCCCUCAUAAUGCAACAGCUAGAAUUUCUUUUCAGUUAGAUGCAUGUACCUCAAUUUUUUUUAUCCAUAUUUAUUUCAUGAGAAUAUUUAUUAAGAGCUAUGAAUGUAGCAAUCAUUGCCAAAAAUAACAUUACCCGCUUAGGGUGUUUAUAUAUUUUAUUUUCAAUGUUAGCCCUCAGUGUGAAUUUUUUUUUUCAAAAAGCGUUUA